Anisakis simplex (herring worm) is the source of this 252-nucleotide messenger RNA. Lineage: Eukaryota; Metazoa; Nematoda; Chromadorea; Rhabditida; Anisakidae. The record is from the annotation of a GenBank genome assembly.
AUGAACCAACUAAUGGAAGACAGCAAAUGUGAUGCCGCUUCAUCAUCAUCUACAGUUGCACAGUCAUCUGCAUGUGAAUGCGUGCAACCAGUGGCCACAAUAUUACGCAUUCGACGCAAACGAACAGCCGAUCCACAUGAUGCGUUGAUCGUAUCGUUGAAAAAAUCACGCAAAGCCGAUAAAACGUCUGAUGAUGGUAUUACUUCACUCCUGUAUUCACUUGCCGGAACCUCUACAACACCGGUGAGAUGA